Helicoverpa zea (corn earworm) is the source of this 963-nucleotide messenger RNA. RefSeq lists its product as uncharacterized. The transcript has 2 exons. NCBI's taxonomy places the organism in Eukaryota, Metazoa, Arthropoda, Insecta, Lepidoptera, Noctuidae. The record is from RefSeq and is a predicted model, not a curated record. Bases 46 to 843 code for a protein of 265 amino acids.
AACACUGAACUUAAGAACCAGUUGGCUGAAUUACAUAUAGAACAUAUGGAUUUACUCGACCAAAAUCAACACCUAAAUCAACUUGUAUCAAACAUGCAAGAGUGCAGCGACACACAUGAACUGGCCUUAGGACGGAUCUCUGAGCUGGAACAUGAGCUAAGCAGAGCCCACAACACCAUCACACAGUUGGAGUCUGCAAAGUCCAGUGAACGGUCUGCGAACACCUGCAGCCUGUACGAUGAACUUGUUGGUAGUGCGUCUGGUUCUUGUAAUCAGCCAAUGAUAACAAUUGACUUGACCAAUGAUACUUUAGUACAGAAUAAAAUUACAAGUAAUACACACAACAAAAUUAAAAAAUAUUUAAAAAUUAAUAAGGUUGUCAAAAAACUUAAGAAAACUUUGAGAAAGUACACAGUUUUUAAAUCGAAUAACAUAUUAAGAAGAAAGAACAUUAAUUUAAUUAAAGAUUUAAAUAAUUGUGAACAUCAAUUGGACAUUAGUAGGACAAGGUAUGAUAGUGACAUCCAACGUUUACAAGCUGAACUUUGUAUUAAAGAAAAUACCAUUAGGGACAUUUUCCAUAAAUAUGAAGAUUCACAGCAGGACCUAACAAAGCGUUUGCAGGAGGCCUGUGAGCUGGUAGACUUAGUCAUACAAAAUGCAGAGAAGUAUGACUUGCUUACAAAUAACAUCUCUUGUAACUGUUCAUGCCUCCCAACAUCUGAAACCCACUGUGUAACACCCACACACGUGCCACAGUGUGUGUCACCCUCACAGGAGCCCCAGUCUGUCACAACCCUGGCCACUCAAUUUGAAGAAUAUUCAGACAAGGUUACGAGUUAAAUAAGGACCACUACUUAGCGAUAAUUGAUCCUGAUAUUGAGUUGUGUAGCGGUGAGUACGUCAUGCUCCCUUAGACGGCACUGCUUGCGGUAGCGUCGGCGGUCGGGUUGCUUCCCUCCC